CUGUUUAUGUUUUGGUUUUUAGCUCAGUGCGAAUUGGGCUUAAGAGCGAAGGCAGCACUGCAAAGCUAAUUACAGCGCUUUUCGUUUCGUUGAAUUAAAUGUUGUGUUUUAUUUACGUUAAAAAUAUGUAACGUUUAAAUCCAAAUACAGGUCAUCACUCAUAAGCUGUCACAACAUGCGAGUCAUAACGUGCAAAAUAAACAAAUGUGCUGGCUGUGUUAUUUUGCAGCAACGACUUUCAAAUACAAAUACAAUACAGGCAGCUUUGUGUGCUUUUUGAAAAUGUUCAGGUUUUUAAAGAUGAACAAUAAAAUACGGUGAUCGAGUAUAUACUUUGCAUUGCUCCUGUGUAAUUUCUGUAUUGUGAAUUAACUUUGUUUUCAGUAAUGCCUACGAUAAAAUCUGACGUUUUGACUAGUAGUCUUUAUCAGUGCCUAGGUGUAUGUAAACUGUAACAAAGCUGUGUGUCUUCAUUUUCCCACCCUUAUGUUUGUGAAUCUAGUGGCAGUCAUGGAUUAGGGGCAGGUGUGGGACACAGAGAUGGCCCUUCGCCCCAGACCUGGCUCUCUGGUCCUGUCAGACUGGCAACGAUCACCAGAGAGCAGGGACUACUUCAACAGCAUCAUGCACAGAAACCGGAGAAAGCACUUUGGUCUGCUGGAGGCUCCUGUCCUGCCACUGCAGGCGGCUGCUGACACUGUCAGCUACAAGGUCUUUGUCUCUGGGAAGAGCGGAGUGGGGAAAUCAGCCCUGGUGGCCAAACUUGCUGGGCUGGAGGUCCCCAGCAUGCAUUAUGAGACCACUGGGAUCCAGACAACUGUCGUUUACUGGCCGGUGAAGCUGAGAGACAACGGGCGAGUCCUGCUGUUCCGCUUCCAGCUCUGGGACUGUGGAGAGAAUGCACUUCGGAAGUUUGACCACCUGCUCCCUGCUUGCAGAGAUCAGACGGACGCGGUUCUGCACCUGUUUUCCUUUACUGACCGCUCCUCCUUCGAUGACCUGUCCAAUCAGAUCACCCGCAUCUCUGAGUCAGCAGGCAGCAAUGUCAAGCUGGUGGUGGGCACCAAAUUUGACCAGUUCAUGCACACGGACGUGACGGAACGGGAGCUGAGAGAGUUCCAGCAGGCCUGGGCUGUGCCCGUGUUUUGUUUCCAGAGUGCAGGGGGUGGGACGGGUCGGGCUGGACUGGCCGAUAUCGCACCCCUCCUCAACGGACUGGCAGAGCAGCUGUGGACUCAGGACCUACAGGCAGCCAGGCUGCACACCUGCUAACAAGCUCGGACCUGAUACUAACACUGGGGUGGAUUGCACUGUUCAUUCAAUGACAAAAAACUGCACUGCUAACAAGAUAAAAAAUAGACUGCACUCAUGGACCAGUCCAAAUAAAUUACUUAGAGUAACCUGCUGCCAACAAGCUCAGAUUAGACUUGCUGCUCAAUGUAUUCACAGAGCAACUUAUAUGCAAGAGCUGGACAGAAGCAUCCGUUUACUGCAGUCAUCAGUAUGGACAGCGCUAACAAAAUGCACUGCACUUGGACCCAAUUUAAACUGACCUAGUGAAUUAUAACCAUAUAGGAAAGGACAGCAACCUGAAACCUCUCUAAAAUCCCUCUUGAACCAACCAGUGGCACAGCAGACUGGGAAUAGUCACUGCACUUGGGAUUCAGUGAGUAUUUGAUCAGACAAUGCCAGCUCACAGUAAACUGCUUUCAGGUUUUCCCUAAAACUUUCUGGAACCGAAUCAAAAACUAAUAAACUCUAAUAGAGACUUCAAAUAAUGUCAUGCAUGUCUGCUCAGCUGCAUCUAUCUCUGAUACUGGCUGCUAACAGCUGGCAGCAAAUCUGUUCAUCUGGUAAUCGGUUCUGACAACGGUGACACCACCUGUCUUAAAAAAAAAAUUAAUAUAAAAUACAACCUUGUUAUAUUUAAUGAAAUUUGAGUAGUCCGUCCAGGUGUAUGUUUACAGUUUCCAUUCUGUUGUGAUUGAGUAGCUUACUGUCACGUCCAGUAAUCACAGUAGUUUGAUGCUGUCUAUAAUGUGGACAGAACUGUAUUUUGCUAUUGCUGCAAGCAUGGUGCAGAUCAGAAUGAAGAAAUAAAUGGAACACUGCAGUUAAUAGGAUACGGGGAAGCAUGUUUUCUUUAAUAUACCAGGGGCUUUUUACUGUGUUGUGUAUUACAAUUACAAACAUGUUGUGGGUUUGCACUAUUAAGCAGUACUGUAUUUGCAAAGGAAAAGUGAUAAUGCAAGGAUGAUUUUUUUUUUUUAUAUACUACUCACUACUAGCCUAUACUAAAUACUUGUGUUAACAGAAAAGCAAUAAUGUAUGCAUUAUAACAAUAUUAAGGUGUUUACUUUCGUUUUGUGGUUAAUGUACCUUUGUUUCAAUUGGUGGUGCUGCUGUGCCAGAAUAUACAAAAAAAAAUGAAAUGUUUCAUUUUAAACUGUUCAGUUAUUAAAAAUAUAUCUACAGUUUCAAUUUUCUUUACCAUGUAUAACAAGUAAAUGACACUAAAAGUAUAUUGAAUGCCUUUGCUUUUGUAUUUUAUCUACAGAAACCCGUGAGGGAAUGACAGCUUUAUUAAGUUGGCUGUACAUUUCUCUUUAUAAUUAAAAUAUUGUGUAAUUCC
Molecule: messenger RNA, 2632 nt
Organism: Acipenser ruthenus (sterlet)
Lineage: Eukaryota; Metazoa; Chordata; Actinopteri; Acipenseriformes; Acipenseridae
Product: ciliogenesis and planar polarity effector 2-like
Exons: 5
Coding region: 541-1272 (243 amino acids)
Molecular function (GO): GTPase activity; GTP binding
Source: RefSeq, a predicted model, not a curated record